AUGGGGCCUCCACGCAAGCGCAAGGCUCACCGCGAGGCUCCGCACGGGGGGGCGGGCAGCGCGCCCCAGGGCAACGCGCCCCAAGGCAACGCGCCCCAGGGCAACGCGCCCGAGGGCAACAAGCGCCAGGGCAACGCACGCCAGGGCUUCCGCGGAGUGAGGCAGCGCACGUGGGGCUCGUGGGUGGCGGAGAUCAGACCCGGGCGCCACAAGUCCCGCAUCUGGCUCGGAUCCUUCCCCACGGCAGAAGCAGCUGCACGGGCGUACGACCGCGCUGCCCUCAAGCUCCUGGUUGCCUCCCACUCCAUCUUCCCUGCUCUGACUGCGGUAGAGAGUGGUGCCAGAACGCCUGCUGCUCUUGCUCCCGCUGCAAGUAUCGGUGGUGGUUUCUUUGGGGGUUACAUGAGAGCACAGCUGCUGCAGCAGGUGCUCUCGCGAUCCCGAGACAGCAUGAGAGCACAGCUGCUGCAGCAGGUGCUCUCGCGAUCCCGAGAAAGCAUGGGAGCACAGAUGAUGGAUCAGACUCGUGGGUCGGCUCACAGGUCAUCUCUGUGGGACAGCAUGGGAGCACAGAUGAUAGAUCAGACUCGUGGGUCGGCUCACACGUCAUCUCUGUGGGACAGCAUGGGAGCACAGAUGCUUGAAAUUGACGGUUGGCCCAUUGUUGCUGCAGCCGGUGGCAUGAGCUCUCGCACAGCUGCUUUUGGGGAUGGGAGCUGCUCAAUUGCUGCUGCUGGGGAGGGGUUGCCGUCCAUUCUGGGCCAUGUGCCGUCCCUGCCACUGCCGGGCCAUGUGCCAACCCUACCACACCAUGUGUCGGCGAGUGUUACUGUGCUGGCGGCUCUGGGUGCGAGCAACUUGCUCAACACACCUGUGCCUCCUGCUGUGACUCCUGCUGCUGCCCCUGCUGCUGCACUGGCUGUCGCCGCUCCUGUUUCUCCUGCUGCCGCGCCUCCUGCUCCUCCUGCUGCUCCUCUUGCUGCUCCUCCUGCUGCUCCUGCUGCUGCUCCUCCUGCUGCUCCUGCUGCUGCUCCUGCUGAAGCCCCUAGAGCACAGGCAGCAGCAAUGCACAGAAGUUACUCGGACCUAUCCCUCCCUCCUCCUUCCCACCGCAUCGUCCCUUUCACUUGCCUCUCGGAACCGGCUCCUCGGAGUACAAGCCUUCAUUCUGGCAGCACUGGUGCCAGCACUGGUGCUGUCUCGCGAAAGAGGUCAUGGGAGCAGGCUGCGAUGCCUAUACAGUCACACCAGGCAGUCCACACAGUCACACCAGUGGAUGAGCAGCUAACGAAGCUGCUGUUGGAAAUGGAAGAGGACGAGAGAAGGGUGAGAGAGGCACAGUGGAUGCAGCAACCCGAGCAAUUUCAGCAACCCGAGCAGGUUCAGAUGCUGCUGUUGGAGCAGCAGGAGGAGGAUACGAGGAGGGUAAGGGAGGUAAUGUGGGUUCCACAGACAGAGCAGGAUCAGAUGCUGCUGCCUGGAUUCAACAGCCCUCAGCAAAUGCAGCAUGAGCUGCAGGCAGCGUUGGCACGGGUGGUGCAUUUGCCUCAGAUAAACCCAGCUCAGCAUGUCCCCUUGCAAACUCAGCAGCACCCAGCUCAGCAUGUCCACUUGCAAACUCAGCAGCAGUCAGCUCAGCAUGUCACCUUGCCAACUCAGCAGCAGUCAGCUCAGGAUGUCCACUUGCCAACUCAGCAGCACCCAGCUCAGGAUGUCCCCUUGCCAACUCAGCAGCAGCCCACGCAUGCAUUGCUGGACUCUCUGCUGCAGCAGCUGGAGGCGACACAGGAGUAUGAGAUGAUGAUGCUGGUCCAGGAAAUGCAAGCGCAGAGGGAGGAAGAUCUGCCUUCUGCUCUUCAGCCUCUGGUUUCGCCCACGCUGCACAAUUUUCAGCCGGUCAUACAACCAUCUUCUGCAUCACCCCUUGCAACCUCUCAUCAGCAGUCGGAGAACCCCGAGGUGCCAUACGAUUGUGUUGUUCCUCUGGAGCCCCGCACUCCUACUCAGUCGCAUUUUCCAUCAAUGGCAAACAUCGGCUCACAUAGCGUGAGUGCAACAGAUUUAGAGCUGAACUUUCUGGCCAAAAUAAUGAAACCAUUGAGUGAAAAGCGGGACGAAUGA
This is a messenger RNA of Closterium sp. Naga37s-1, 2121 nucleotides long. The record is from the annotation of a GenBank genome assembly. NCBI's taxonomy places the organism in Eukaryota, Viridiplantae, Streptophyta, Zygnematophyceae, Desmidiales, Closteriaceae.